Molecule: messenger RNA, 1005 nt
Organism: Cryptococcus wingfieldii CBS 7118
Lineage: Eukaryota; Fungi; Basidiomycota; Tremellomycetes; Tremellales; Cryptococcaceae
Exons: 5
Coding region: 1-1005 (334 amino acids)
Molecular function (GO): oxidoreductase activity, acting on the CH-OH group of donors, NAD or NADP as acceptor
Source: RefSeq, a predicted model, not a curated record
AUGCCCCCAAUCGCCAAAGGAGACCUCGUACUCAUCACCGGCGCCUCUGGCUUUGUAGCCGCUCACAUCACUGAAGAGUUGCUUCGCAGUGGCUACAGAGUCCGAGGUACGAAUGGAGCUUUGGAUGAAGCAGUCAAGGGAAUCGAUGCUGCGAUCCACCCUGCCACACCUUGUACCACGACAGGUACUGUUACUGGGGAGUUUAUUGGACCAGCCGUGAAGGGUACCACCGAGCUGCUGUACGCCUUGCAGAAGUAUGCAAUUUCCGAGGGCCCGAAAACCCUGAGCCUUGGCAGUAUGUCUCCCAUGAUGGCCACAAGCCCUGUGCUGACGCCUGAUUGCAGCGAGACAAGCGCCGACUGGAAUGUGCAAUCAGUGGCGUACAUCGAAAUCAACCCUCCCUCCGACCCCAUGUGGGGUGUUCAUGCUUACAUGGCCAGUAAAGUCAAGGCUGAGCAAGCAUUUUGGCAGUUUAUGGAAGUCCAUAAACCGACCUGGCAGGGCGCCGUCAUUGACCCUCCAUGGGUCUUUGGUCCCGUAUUGCAUGAUUUCAAAGACGUCGCUUCCCUCAACUUGUCAUCUAAGCUUUCCUGGGAUUGGGUGUCUGGAGAGAAGGGAGAGAAGGAUUUACCGGUGCCUAUCGUUGGGGGUUGGGUCGACGUGAGAGAUGUCGCGAUUGCCCAUGUCAGGGCCCUUGAAAGACCUCAAGCCGCAUCUCAACGAUACAUUGUCUGCGGUGGGGAGCUUGCGGGCCAACACUGGGUUGACGUGCUUCACGCCCACUACCCUGAUCACCCGCUCAUCAAGAAGAAUGCCCCGGUGGGCGUGGAGGGUAGCGGUGAUGAGGCGAUCAAGGCUCUCAAUACGCAUGACCAGGUGACGGCACAAGAAGCGCUCGGGCUAGAGUAUACGAGCUUGGAACAGUCUACCAAGGACAUGUUUGAAACUAUUGCAAAGAAGCUCGGGGUGUUUGAGGAUGCCUCUGCCUGGCUGCUGCCUAGAUGA